This is a messenger RNA of Propithecus coquereli (Coquerel's sifaka), 1074 nucleotides long. It is a transcript of the gene THAP7, whose product is annotated as THAP domain containing 7. The record is from RefSeq and is a predicted model, not a curated record. Gene Ontology annotation, biological process: regulation of DNA-templated transcription. Gene Ontology annotation, cellular component: nucleus. The transcript is spliced from 5 exons. NCBI's taxonomy places the organism in Eukaryota, Metazoa, Chordata, Mammalia, Primates, Indriidae. Bases 33 to 962 code for a protein of 309 amino acids.
CGAGACUUCGGCGACGCAGCAAUGGCGAGACCAUGCCGCGUCACUGCUCCGCCGCCGGCUGCUGCACACGGGACACACGCGAGACGCGCAACCGCGGCAUCUCCUUCCACAGACUUCCCAAGAAGGACAACCCAAGACGGGGCUUGUGGCUGGCCAACUGCCGGAGGCUGGACCCCAGCGGCCAGGGCCUGUGGGACCCGGCGUCGGAGUACAUCUACUUCUGCUCCAAACACUUCGAGGAGAACUGCUUUGAGCUGGUGGGAAUCAGUGGAUAUCACAGGCUGAAGGAAGGGGCAGUCCCCACCAUAUUCGAGUCUUUUUCCAAGUUGCGCCGGACAAGCAAGACCAAGGGGCACAGUUACCCACCUGGGCCCCCUGAUGUCAGCCGGCUGCGGCGAUGCAGGAAACGCUGCUCAGAGGGCCGAGGGCCAACAACUCUAUUUUCUCCACCCCCACCUGCUGAUGUCACCUGCUUUCCAGUGGAAGAGGCCUCAGCACCUGCCACUUUGCCUGCCUCCCCAGCUGGGAGGCUGGAGCCUGGCCUUAGCAGCCCCUUCUCAGACCUUCUGGGCCCCCUGGGUGCCCAAGCAGAUGAAGCCGGCUGUAGUGCCCAGCCCUCACCAGAGCAGCAGCCCUCUCCUCUCGAGCCACGGCCGGUGUCCCCCUCAGCCUACAUGCUGCGCCUGCCGCCACCCGCUGGAGCCUACAUCCAGAAUGAGCACAGCUACCAGGUGGGCAGUGCCCUACUCUGGAAGCGGCGGGCUGAGGCAGCCCUUGAUGCCCUGGACAAGGCCCAGCGCCAGCUGCAGGCCUGCAAGCGGCGGGAGCAGAGGCUACGGCUGCGACUGACCAAGCUGCAGCAGGAGCGGGCACAGGAAAAGCGAGCACAGGCAGAUGCUCGCCAGACUCUGAAGGAGCAUGUGCAAGACUUUGCCAUGCAGCUGAGCAGCAGCAUGGCCUGAGUGAGGGGCCGCCCAGCCAGGCCGUGGCCUCCCUCAGAAUCUGCCUGGAGAGGGACCUCACUUGAACUAUAUCCACUAGACCUGCCAGAUGCCAUAAUAAAGUGGAUUCUAG